AUGGAUGAAGCACGUCGACAGUCAAGGACUCCCCGGCGGAGGACCAGUAUCCAAGAGGAUGCUGCCAUGCUGGCGGGGAUGGGGGUGAAGCAGGAACUGCAACGCAACUUCUCCUUCCUGUCCAUGCUGGGAUUGGCCUUUGCCAUUCUCAACUCCUGGACCGCCUUGGGUGCGAGUAUGUCGUUGGCCUUGCCCAGUGGAGGCCCCGACUCGGUCAUCUGGGGUCUUGUUGUCGCUGGCAUUUGCAAUCUGUGCCUGGCGGCUUCUCUGGCAGAGUUUCUGUCGGCCUACCCGACAGCGGGAGGUCAGUACCACUGGGUCGCUGUCAUCAGCUGGAAGCGUUGGGUGCCACUUCUCUCAUGGAUCACCGGUUGGAUCAACACGGCAGGCUGGGUCGCUUUGACUGCGACUGCCGGGUUGUUGGGAAGCCAGCUCAUCAUCGGUAUCAUUUCACUCACAACACCGUCUUACGAGCCGCACCGUUGGCACCAAUUCUUGAUCUACAUUGGAUACAAUGUUUUCGCAUUCAUGGUCAAUGCGUUCAUCACUCGACUGCUCCCCCUCGUCAACAAGGCUGCCUUGAUCUGGUCAAUCACGGGCUGGGUUGUGAUCUCCAUCACCGUCCUUGCUUGCUCCUCUCCAGAUUACCAAAGCGGAGAUUUCGUGUACCGCACAUUUAUCAAUGAGACGGGCUGGCCGAACGGGCUUGCUUGGCUGUUGGGCCUCUUGCAAGGUGGUCUAGGCUUGACGGGAUUUGACGCCGUCGCUCAUUGCAUAGAAGAGGUCGGAGAUCCUACUGUUCUGGGCCCCAGGAUCAUGAUCGGCUGUGUCUUGAUUGGUGUCGUGACCGGCUUCAUCUAUCUGAGCGUUCUUUUGUUUGUCUCCAACAACGUGCAAGACGUUAUUAGUUCCUCUGCAGGGCCAAUGUUGCAGAUUUUCUUUGAUGCGACUUCGAACAAGGCCGGCUCCGUGUGCCUCUUGAUGUUUCCCCUCGUUUGCUUGCUGUUUGCCGCCGUGAGCAUCAUGACCACUAGCAGCCGGAUGGUGUACGCUUUUGCGAGAGAUGGGGGAUUGCCAGCCUCGCGUCUCUUUGCUAGAGUGCAUGGGAGACUUCAAGUCCCCCUAAAUGCGCUUUGGUUGACCCUCAUUCUGGUCAUUAUCUUCGGUUGCAUAUUUCUUGGGUCCAGCAGCGCUUUCAAUGCCAUUGUGUCUGCGUCAGUCGUGGCGUUGGGAGUGACUUAUGCUAUCCCCCCUGCAAUCAACAUCCUCCGGGGUCGGAAAAUGUUGCCAGCGUCUCGUCCGUUUAUUCUGCCUAGCUGGCUCGGUUGGACAUGUAAUCUGGUUGGAAUUGCCUACGUGAUACUCACAACCGUCCUUUUCAUGUUCCCGCCGGUUCUGCCCGUGACCGGUAGUAAUAUGAAUUACUGCGUUGCAGCAUUUGCGAUUGUCUUAAUUGUUUCCACGAUUCAGUGGUUCAUUGACGGCCGAAAGAAUUAUACUGGUCCCCAGAUUGACCUCGACGCUUUGAAAGCUGGGGAGAUCGUGGGUAUGGCUCCAGAGGAGAAUAACCAAGCUACAGAGAGCGACGAUACGCUGUACGGUGGUCAAGAGAAGAAGGUAGUGUCGUAA
This is a messenger RNA of Fonsecaea erecta, 1629 nucleotides long. RefSeq lists its product as hypothetical. NCBI's taxonomy places the organism in Eukaryota, Fungi, Ascomycota, Eurotiomycetes, Chaetothyriales, Herpotrichiellaceae. The record is from RefSeq and is a predicted model, not a curated record. Gene Ontology annotation, molecular function: transmembrane transporter activity. Bases 1 to 1629 code for a protein of 542 amino acids. The transcript is spliced from 3 exons. Gene Ontology annotation, cellular component: membrane. Gene Ontology annotation, biological process: transmembrane transport; amino acid transport.